AUGAUUUUAGAUAUUGAUUAAGAAAUAAUAUCUCAAAGAAGAAAUAAACUCAGAAUAUUGUUAAACAAACCAACUCACACAAAAAAUUUUUGUUAGCACUAACAUUAAAUCAUAAAAUCGGUUUUGGAACCACCCAAAAGAAUUUUUUCAUAUUCACGAUCUAUAAGGCACUUUUUAGAAAUUAUGUCAAAAACUGGAUCAGUUAGUGUAAAUUAAAAGGCAAUCACUUUAUAUAUUAAAUAAAGGGAUGCAAACAAUUAAAAAUUCUAAAGUGAUCAAAUCAAAACAACGAAUUCUAAAUUUAUUUAAACAGAUGAUUUAAUUACGGAAGAGUAUAACCCUAAAACAGAAAGAACUUUAUGGAAUAUGCAAGAAUCUCCAUAUAUAAGAAAAAGAAAGUUUGCUAAUCAUUCGUAUUAAAAAGAAAAAGAUCCGAAGUAAUUAUAACUACAUAAAAUUUACGAAUCUGACAUCUCAAACUCUCCCUACACCAGUAGAAGCAUUAAACAAUAUACAUUUCAAAAUGAAGUUCUUAAAUAAAAAUUGGAUACCAUCACACCUUUUUAUGAUAGAUCAAAGCAUUUUUUUAAUAAAAAAAGAACACAUUAGUCAAGCCGUUACAAAUGUGAAAAGUCAGAUACUAUUUUUACCACAUUAACAAAUAGAUAUUGA
Molecule: messenger RNA, 672 nt
Organism: Paramecium tetraurelia
Lineage: Eukaryota; Ciliophora; Oligohymenophorea; Peniculida; Parameciidae
Exons: 1
Source: RefSeq, a predicted model, not a curated record